GGCAAGACAGCAGGUCAUGUCACCGGUCAUGUGUGCUGCUUUUCUUUCCUAGACGCAUCACAAGGACAUGGGUGAAGUGAUCGGCUUUUGAAGUGUUUUUUCCCCUCGGAUUUGCCAGAGCUACCUAAAGGUGAACUGCAGAGAUGCCUAGUGAGAAGGGACGUGUGGAAAUUCCUAUGAUUAUGUAUGAACCUCGUCAGGAACCCUAUGCACCAGAACCCUCCACACCAGAGUACUGCAGCCAAGAGGGGGGUUAUGAGUAUCCUUCUCCCCCACCUUACUCCUACCGAGAAACAACGACCAUUGAGCAACCAGUUUACUUGGUGUCUCAGCCUCCGAUCAUUGUAGCAGGAAUCUUCUCAAGCAAACCAACAUCCACAAUAUGCCCUUCCUGCCGCCAGCACAUCACCACACAGGUCACCUACAGACUGGGCAGACUGUCCUACCUUCUGUGCACCAGCUUGUGUAUGGUUGGGUGCUGUUUUGGAUGCUGCUUCGUACCUCUCUUUGUAAGGAUCUUCAAGGAUGCAGACCAUUACUGCCCAUGCUGCCAAUUUCAUAUUUAUAGAUACAAAAGACUAUAGAAACAAAAUUUAUGCAACCAGAUGAUGUCAAGUCUCUCUUUCCUAAUGGCACAAGAUUCUACAGAUAAAACUACUGCUAGGAAACAUACAGGAGUAGGCUUAGGAUCUGCAACUCCUUUGCCAGUGAAUCCAUCUGGAGUUUACCAUCAUGUGGUUGGACUGACUUUAAAGCAAAAAACUUUGAAGACUAAUUUACAGUGUCACUUGAGUUUAUGCUCUAUUUGAAUCGUUGUCCUGAGCAGUGAAGUGACCAGCGCUACUAAUCCUUCUCUCAAAUCUCCAACCCAGCUGGAACACAGACUCUCCUGGACUUUUCAACAUACCAGUAACCGAAAGGUUGUGACAUGCACGUUUUAGAGAAGCACUUACCUUCCAGAUGCACUGGAACUGACCAGUCAGGAUUUCAUUUCUCUCUGCUCUUCUUCAUAUGGGACCUACCCUCGCAGGGCUGCAGGUGGUACAGCGUAGCUGAUUAUUUAUUAAUGAAGCACUAAGUUAUAAGACUGUCUUUACUGUGU
Calidris pugnax (ruff) is the source of this 1102-nucleotide messenger RNA. Its product is annotated as cell death-inducing p53-target protein 1. The record is from RefSeq and is a predicted model, not a curated record. Gene Ontology annotation, molecular function: zinc ion binding. Lineage: Eukaryota; Metazoa; Chordata; Aves; Charadriiformes; Scolopacidae. The transcript is spliced from 5 exons. Bases 144 to 584 code for a protein of 146 amino acids.